AUGAGAAAUAUGCUGGAAUGGCCAGUAUUCAAAUUUUUGCGAUUCUCAACCACAAGUAAUAAUACGCAGCCUUCUUUGUCUACUCAAUAUCAACAACUGAAAGAAGAUGAUGAUCGUAAGGAUUCUGAAACUGAACAGCGUAUAACGAAAACAGAACAAUAUACUACUAAUCCAAUUCGCAUUUCCAAAAUAAGAACAAGAAUUAAUUCAAGUGAUUACACUCUCGAUAAAGGAUCAUACAGUGAUGCUUAUAUGCUGAGCUUUAAUAAUGAAAAGUAUGUAAAGAAUGAAAAUAUGGAUGAGCUUGAUCGAGUGCCAGUAGAUUUCUCUACCCCAUCAGCUCCAACUUUACUCACUGAUCCAAAUGAAGUUGGGUUAGUUUGUAUUUAUUAUUUUUCUCAUAGUUCUUGAUA
Molecule: messenger RNA, 413 nt
Organism: Thelazia callipaeda (thelaziosis nematode)
Lineage: Eukaryota; Metazoa; Nematoda; Chromadorea; Rhabditida; Thelaziidae
Source: the annotation of a GenBank genome assembly